GAAUAAUUAAAUUCUUAAUGUACUUACUGGUGCUGUUUUAUUUUUCUAGCAUGCUACUAUUGUUUUUAAACGGCUGUAAAACGCCUCUGCCUCACUAACCGGCGGAACCUCUCCGUUUUUUUCACUUUCUCAGUUCAGUCCAGGAUGAAGUAGCUUCCGGGCGACAGGGUACCAGCAGUAAACAUGGCGGAGGAACUGCUGGAAACAGUGGAUAGACUUCAGUCUCGGCUCCUGGAGAAUCCAGAGCCUCGAAAGCUACUAAAGACUUUCAAAAGAUUGGGGGAACUUCCCAUGACUGUGGACAUACUGGUGGAAACUGGAGUUGGGAAGACUGUGAAUUCUUUUAGGAAACAUCAAGUAGCUGGAGAGGUGGCAAAAAGCCUCGUAGCCAAAUGGAAGAAACUGGUUCCUCAGUCUGCAGACAGACCCACCAACAGCCACGUCAAAGAGGCGUCGCGGUCACACACACAUUCUCGAGGCCCAGAGGCAGGUGGUGGAGGAGGCCACAGACGCAUCAGGGACCCCUCCCCUGAGGAAGAGCCCUCCUACAUGGAAGAGGAGGAGGAGGAGGAAAGAGGCUAUCACACGAACUACUCGCCCUCACCUCCUCAACAUGUGCAGUAUAGCCCUCCACAGCGACGAGGCUACCAGUCGGACGAGUACGAGAGCCCCGAGCCCGAGCCCGAGCCCGAGCCCGAGCCUGAGCCUGAGCCUGAGCCUAGUCCCCCUCCUCCUCGCAAAGAGGUCCGCCACGCCAAACCAAACAAAGAACCCAACAAAAACCAUCACCACGGUUCCCACAGAGACGAGGAACGGCGGCAACGCCAUGCACAGAUGAGUAGCGAUCGAGGAGGAGGAGGAGGAGGAAGAGACGGCAGUGAUGGAAAGAAACGCAGCGCAGACAGAGAGAGUCCAGUACAAAAGUCUGCAAAGCAUAGCAGGAAGUCCACCACGCACGAGAGUAAGAGAGAGGAGAAGAAGAAAGGAGGAGAUGAUGGGCGACCGCGGGCAGCGAAGGACUCUCCGUCCAAAGAGGAGGAGGAAGCCUUCGAGACCCCCACCAUGUCCUUUGAGUCUUUUCUCACAUAUGACGCCCCAUCUGUCAAGAAGAAGAAGAAGCCAUCAUCAUCAUCCUCGUCACACAGUCGACCGUCUCACUCCACGUCGUCUUCCCAUCGUACACGCACCCCUCCGCCACCUGCGCCCUCCUCUUCCUCUAAAGUGAGCAAGGCUAACGGCACGCAGAGUACCAAGAGGCCACAUUCAGGCUCCAGUUCAGCUGCAGCAACACCAGAAAAACGCAAGAGGGUGGUUGAGGCCGUUCAGACUCUUCCUGAAAUCCCUCUGCCAGUGAUUCAACCCAAUUACAGACCUCUGCCCUCCAUCGACGUCACACCGUUGUCCCCUCAGAGACGGAAAGUUCCUGUCUGCAACGACGAGGAGGACACCGGGUUCACAGGGAAGCGAUUCAACUCCAAGAUGGUGGUCUACUCAGGAUCGAAGACCUCCUACUUGCCCAGGAUGAUGACUUUGUACGAGCAGUGCAUCCGUGUGCUGCAGAACAACAUAGACUCCAUCGCUGAGGUGGGAGGAGUGCCGUUUGAGAUCCUGGAACCGGUGCUGGAGCGAUGUACACCAGAGCAGCUGUACCGCAUCGAGCAGAGCAACCAGUGGUUUACGGAGGAAUCUGACGAGCUGUGGAUGCGUCACUGUCAGCGAGACUUUAAGCGGGAGUCUCCUCAGGAGUACGAGUCGUGGAGGGAGAUGUAUCUGAGGCUGCACGACGAGCGCGAGGAGCGACUGAGGCUGCUCACCCAGAACAUCUCCUCCGCACACGCCAACAAGCCGAAAGGGCGGCAGGUUAAGAUGGCGUUUGUGAAUUCUGUCGCCAAGCCGCCGCGUGACGUCCGCCGCCGACAGGAGAGGUUCGGCACCACUAGUGGUUUGUCCACAGCCGCCUCCACCACAGCUGCAGCUCCCUUCAAAAUAAGACCAGCUACCACAGACUACUCUGGUGAAACGAGCCACUCCUCUUCCUCCCAAAAUGACCCUCCUCCCGGCUCAUCUCGCUCCUCAGCACCAGGUGGAGGAGGAGGAGGAGGAGGAGGAGGAGGAGGAGGAGGAGGAGGACAUGCCGCCCGGGAUAAGCCACAGGUCAAAAAAAUCGCCCCCAUGAUGGCCAAAACUAUCAAAGCUUUCAAGAACAGAUUCUCCCGCCGAUAGUGUGAAAGAGACUGAAUGUAUUUUAUGAAUUCCAACUGUAUUUUUAAUUUAAGUUUAGCGAAAUUUUACUGAAGACCCCUUCAUCCCUGCACACACACACACACACACACACACACACACACACACACACACCAUCAUCUUUACCCACCAAACAUAUCAUAUGAACUUCUCAGUAUUGGUGGAAAAAUGGUUGAUUUUUUUAAAAUUUCUUUUUAUUUAAGUUACGGCACCUGUUUUGGGGGUCUUUAAAUAAGUAUUUAAAUCAUAAAUGACGGUCAGUGAGUGUGACGUCUGUGUUAAGAAAAUUAAGUCGGCAACUUUUUACAAGAUGUAAAGGAGACACACACACACGCACACACACACAUACAAUCACAGUCUGUCUUUUUCUUGUUUUGCAGCAGACAUUUUAAAAGGAAUAGCUCGACCUUUUGGGAAAUGCGCUGAUUUGCUUUCUUACUAAGAGUUAGAAAAGAACAUUAAUAACACUCUGACGUCUGUAUGCUGCAUGAAGCUACAGCCAGCAGUCGCUUAGCUUAGCAUAAAGACUGAAACGGGGAAACAGCUAGCCUGGCUCUGUCCAAAGGUCACAAAAUCCACCUACCAGCAUCUCUAAAGCUCAGUAAAUAACACAUUAUAUCUUGUUUGUUUAAAACGUACAAACAACGUGUGUAAAAACGACAACUCUGAGUUUGUUCGGGCUAUGUGCCGAACUAUUUCUAAGCCAGGAGCAGUUGCCAGGCAACCAGUGAAAACGCCAGGAAGUUACUAGUCACGACCUAGAAAUAGUUUAACUCGGUAAAACGCCGAAUUGUCAUUUUUAGACGGGAAACCACACGUUUUUUUAUACAUAUUAAACAAAUGAGACACAACGUGUUAAUGAGUGAGCUUUAGAUGUGCUGGUUGGUGGAUUUUGCUACAAGGCUAGCUGUUUCCCCUUGUUUGUGCUAAGCUACGCUAACCGGCUGCUAGCUGUAGCUUCAUGAUAGCGUACGGCCAUGAGAGUGAUAUCCAUCUUCUCAUCUAACUCUUGGCAAGAAAGCAAACUUUUCCUUCAUGGGACAGAAAGAAUACUCAUUGUUUUUUUUUUAAAUUAAAAGUCGUUUGUUACUUUCCAUUACGGUCAAAUGAUACACUACAUGAGGAAAACUUUUACACACUCUUGUUUUCUCUUUUAAUGGUAUGCAUGGUGCACGUCAGCCGAGGCAUUAAGACUCCACCCGAAACAUCAACUGGCUGGUUAAGUACUCUGCUUUUUAAAAAACAAACACAUGCAUAUUUAAACAGUUUUUUUCUGGUGAUUUUUUUAAUGUGUAGGGCUAAAAUGAUAUCAGUGAACUACACAUACACAAGUAGACUCAUUUUAACCCUCCUGUGGCUUCAGAUCGUGUUUUCCUGCUGUUGAAUGUGUGUGUCCCUGUUUAUAUCUGCUUCACUGUGACAAAUAGCUUGAGUGACGGCUGAAGAGACUGCAGGAAGAGAAGAAGAAUGAGGAAAAAUAACAAUAAGGAAGGAAGUUAAUAGGAUGUCUGCAGCUUCAGUCUACAACAAUGAGAUGUAUUUAUUUUCAACACUGGGACCUGGCACCCCACAUCAUGGGCCUGAAAGGAAGUAGAUUAAAAAUUGUAAUUUUAUUAGAUUUUAAUAAAUGUUAUAUGGUCAUUUUUAUUAAAAUUGACUUUUUGCCCUUGAA
Molecule: messenger RNA, 3913 nt
Organism: Siniperca chuatsi (mandarin fish)
Lineage: Eukaryota; Metazoa; Chordata; Actinopteri; Centrarchiformes; Sinipercidae
Gene: eloa
Product: elongin A
Exons: 12
Coding region: 184-2223 (679 amino acids)
Biological process (GO): transcription elongation by RNA polymerase II
Cellular component (GO): elongin complex; nucleus
Molecular function (GO): protein binding
Source: RefSeq, a predicted model, not a curated record